AGACACACACACAGACACACACAGACAGAGGAGGUCAUCCUGCUGCCGAGCGACAGAGACAGACAUUUUAUCUGUGAAUAAAGUCCGCUGAUCACAGCUGGAGAGGACCGAGACUCCUGUCCAUCCUUUCCAGUUAAACACAGUGGGACUGUGGAGAGUCUCCUGGACUUUGUGGAAAUGUGUGCCGUGCAGGAGCUGCGCUCGCGGGUCCAGCAGCGGCUGGCCGCGGCCGCCGAGGAGAGCUGCGGCCUGUUCGAGCGGACCAUCGCCGAGUACGAGGCGCAGAACAGCCGCCAACAGAAGCUGCUGGCCGCGGUGCUCCACCCGGAGGUCCGGCUGCAGAGGAUAGUGUUGCCUCAGCAGCUGCUGGGGAGUGAAGAAGAGGUUCCCCCUGAGCAGCAGGAGCAGACCCCCAGCCUGGACCAGCAGGAGCCAGAGCCUCCACACAUUAAAGACGAACAGGAGGAAGUGCAGCUUCAAGAUAUCACCAAAGUCCCACUCACUGCUGUCCCUGUGAAGAGUGAGGAUGAUGAGGAGGAAGCUCAGUCCUCGCAGCUUCAUCACAGCCAAACUGAGGAGAACAGAGAGGCGGAGCCUCCAGCCAGCAGCUUCACUGAACACAUGGAAACAGAAGUUUAUGGAGAGGAGGCAGCCAGGAACUCUGAUCCAGCUGCUGAUCUACAACCAGCAAGUGAUGCCAAGACAUCCAGCUCCUCUGAACCUGAGACUGAAGACAGUGAAGACGAGUGGAAGGAGAACAGAUUUUGGCAAAGAUUGUUGCCUCAGCAGCUGCUGGGGAGUGAAGAAGAGGUUCCCCCUGAGCAGCAGGAGCAGACCCCCAGCCUGGACCAGCAGGAGCCAGAGCCUCCACACAUUAAAGAGGAACAGGAGGAAGUGCAGCUUCAAGAUAUCACCAACAUCCCACUCACUGCUGUCCCUGUGAAGAGUGAGGAUGAUGAGGAGGAAGCUCAGUCCUCGCAGCUUCAUCACAGCCAAACUGAGGAGAACAGAGAGGCGGAGCCUCCAGCCAGCAGCUUCACUGGACACAUGAAAACAGAAGUUUAUGGAGAGCAACCAGUCUGGUACUCAUAUCCAGCUGCUGCUUUACAACUACCAAGGUGGGCAGUCAGAAGCUGCCCAACUUGUGGCAAAUGUUUUGUUUUAAGGCAGCAGUUUACAGAGCAUAUGAAAGUCCAUGGGGAGAGACCCUUCAGGUGCUCACUUUGUGGCAAAGGUUUUCAGGGUCAGCGUGGCUUUACCCAACACAUGAAAAUCCACGGAGAGAAACCAUUCAGUUGCUCAGUUUGUGGUAAAGCGUUUAUCCAAAAGGCUGCACUCAUUAACCACAUGAUAAUGCACACAGGAGAGAAACCGUACACCUGUUCAGUUUGCAGCAAAAGUUUUACCCAGCAUGCCAUCAUGGUCAUUCACAUGAGGACGCACACCGGAGAGAAUUUGUACAGAUGCAGCGUGUGUGGUAAAGCGUUUGCCUACAAGAAUUCUUUGAGUGUGCACAUGAGGACGCACACCGGAGAGAAACCAAAUUGCUGCGGCAUGUGCGGUAAAAGAUUUAGCAUGUUGGCCAACAUGCAGAGACACAUGAGAAUCCACACAGGAGAGAAACCCUACAGCUGCAGUGUGUGUAAGAAGAGUUUUCGUCAAAUGGCGCAUCUCAAAGCACACAAGUGUGUCGGUGAAGCUGCAGAGCUGCCGGACUCUUCAUCACGACCAGAACAAGAAACGUGUUAAAGCUCAUGAUCGUCCAGCAUUCAGGAGGAAACCCAAACCGUCUAGUCAGUGAUGUGAUUAGAGAUUAGUGAUCGGCCAAUGCUGGUUUUUCAGGGCUAAUUAACAUUAUUACAUUAGUAAUAAAAUGCAAUGUAAUUACCAAACAGUUAAAGUUCUAGUAAGAUUGUACAUUUCCAUAUCAGUAGCAUUAUCAGACAACAAGAUGAACAUGUGUGUUUGAAAGGCGAAGCAGACGUCAGUCCUGCUUGCCGGCUCCUCUUCCUCCUCCUCCACCGUCUUCAUCAACUUGUUGUGGAGCCGUUUGAGAACAUCUGUAUGUGUGAACAUCUGUAUGUGCGAAAUGAUGGAGCUCACUGUCUUAUUAAUGGCAGCGAUCCAGAGAGUUUCUGUCUGACAGCAGCAGGAGAUAAAAGAUUUGGACCUGGUGGCAUAACACGACACAAGUGAAAUAUUUCUCAAAGAUUUUCUUAGAAAAAAUGUGUUGCACAAACGGAAUGUAAGCAAAAUACUCAGGAAAUAUCUUAGGAAGUAGCACAAAAAACUGGAAUAUUAAUCUAAAAAGCUCAGCUCAGUGAUGUUUUUGUCAUAAUGCCUCUUCAGGUGGGGGCCCCAGUUUAUCGAAACUUAGCGCUGGGCAUGGGACAAAAAAUAAAUAAAUAAAUAAAUAAAUAAAUAAUAAUAAUAAUAAACUUGUGAGGAAGUUCGUUCUCAGCAAUAAGAAUCUCACUGCAAUCUCGACCUGUAUUGAACAGUUCAAACUUGCCACGGAAUUCUAACUUCAUGAAAACACUAAGAUUCUUAAUUUCUGGGUUUUAUAUGCUAAAAAUAUAAUUUUAAUGAGCAUUAUAUUCCAUUUCUGUCUUCAACAAAAUCCAGCACACUAUUCCUUUAAGAGGUUAAAGUGAUGUUUUGUGGACUUUUGCAUGGAAAAAAGACUUUUAUUUUAAAGAAGACAUAAACAAUGAUUGUUACUAUGAUUUUUUUUUUUUUAACAAUUCAAAAAAUGAAGAAGCGACCCUGUUUCAAUUUGAAAAACAUAACUUACAUGGAAGUGAAUAUUUCAACACUAUCACUGUUGUUUGAUGAAGACGGCUUUUCUGCAUGUUUGUUAAGGCAUCGUUUAUUCAGUAAAAUAAUUCCACAUGCGUUUUUUUUUAAUGUCUUUUAUCUUUCUUUUGUUAUUU
Myripristis murdjan (pinecone soldierfish) is the source of this 2933-nucleotide messenger RNA. RefSeq names its product zinc finger and SCAN domain-containing protein 22-like. The transcript is spliced from 3 exons. The record is from RefSeq and is a predicted model, not a curated record. Gene Ontology annotation, biological process: regulation of gene expression. Gene Ontology annotation, cellular component: nucleus. Bases 178 to 1749 code for a protein of 523 amino acids. NCBI's taxonomy places the organism in Eukaryota, Metazoa, Chordata, Actinopteri, Holocentriformes, Holocentridae.